Molecule: messenger RNA, 2639 nt
Organism: Sorghum bicolor (sorghum)
Lineage: Eukaryota; Viridiplantae; Streptophyta; Magnoliopsida; Poales; Poaceae
Product: MACPF domain-containing protein At4g24290
Exons: 7
Coding region: 539-2362 (607 amino acids)
Biological process (GO): plant-type hypersensitive response; regulation of salicylic acid mediated signaling pathway
Cellular component (GO): plasma membrane
Source: RefSeq, a predicted model, not a curated record
GACCCGGGGCAGGGCAGCAGAUGGACACACAGCACAGCACAGCACAGCACGGCAACUUUUAUUGCUUGUCCCGUCCUGCCGCUUCCUCUUCCGUCUUCCUCUUGCGUUGCGCGUCGCCGCCACCAAAUUCCAAACCGCAAUCCCGCCGCAAUCCGCUCCCUGCGCGCGAAAUCAGCUCACGGUUUUCGGCUCACGGGUCGCUGAAUUCCUCCUCCUCCUGCUCGCUCGCUCGCUCGCUGACUUCCACUCAACUGCUCGCCUGGCCUGCUGGCCUGCUGCUGCUUCAAUCAAUCCACGGAGGCUGGUCUGCUCGAAGCUCGGCCCCUUCCUUCCGCUCGCUGCUAGGUGGCUGCACGGAUCUUCCUCCCAAGGUUCCUCUUUCCUCCCGUCGAAUCGAAUUCUUCCUCAAAUUCCGAGUCUUUGUGCCGCCCGGAGCUGCUCCGUCCGGUCCGGGUUCGUCAAGACCGAGGCAGCAGACUAGGCAGCGAAGCGAAGCGCUUUAGGGUUCCCGCGCGCGCCUGCCCUGUGAUGUUCGGGAAUGGCGCUUAAGGCCACGGCGCAGGGCGCCGCGGAGGCGGCCGUAGCGGCCAUCGGCCGGGGCUACGACGUCGUCUCCGACGUCCGCCUCAAGUACUGCAAGGGCAAGCUCGCGGACCCGGACGCGCGCCUCAUUGACGUCUCUCGCGAUGACGUCCAGGACGUCCUGCUCCCCGCCGGGAUCAGGGUCGCCGCCGUCCCCAAGUCCAUCAAGUGCGACAAGGGCGAGCGCACGCGCUUCCGCUCCGAUGUCCUCUCCUUCCAGCAGAUGUCAGAGCAGUUCAACCGGGAGCUAUCGUUGACUGGGAAAAUUCCCUCCGGCAUGUUCAAUAGCAUGUUUGAUUUUUCUGGGUGCUGGCAGAAAGAUGCAGCUAACACCAAGUCACUUGCCUUUGAUGGUUGGUACAUUUCGCUAUACACCGUCGCGCUAUCAAAAUCUCGGAUCCUACUGCGUGAUCAUGUUACUCAGGCAGUUCCUUCAACCUGGGACCCUGCUGCUUUGGCAAGGUUUAUUGAAAAGUUUGGAACACACAUAGUUGUUGGUGUGAAAAUGGGAGGGAAAGAUGUUAUCUAUUUGAAACAACAACAUUCAUCAAGCUUGCAACCAGCCGCUGUCCAAAAACGACUCAAGGACAUGUCGGACAAGAGAUUUCUGGAUGCAAACGGACAGUAUGACAUGAAUAACAAGGAUGUUUAUGGGAAGGACAAGCAUGAUGCAAGAGACCAACGGCUAAGAUUUGUGGAAUCAAGCCCAUCAAGUUCAUACUGUACGAAGGAGGACUUGGUGAUGGUGGUUAAGCGGAGAGGUGGUAAGGAAUGGGACAAAGAUAUGCCUCACAGCGAAUGGAUAAACACUGUUCAAUCAGAACCUGAUGUUAUCUCAAUGUCCUUCUUACCUAUCACUUCUUUGUUGAACGGAGUACCUGGCUGUGGGUUUCUCAACCAUGCAAUUAAUCUGUACCUACGCUAUAAGCCUCCGAUUGAAGAACUACAUCAAUUUUUGGAGUUCCAGCUACCAAGACAAUGGGCACCUGUGUACAGUGACCACCCUCUUGGCCCUCAAAGGAGGAAACAGAGCAGUGCAUCUUUGGCCUUAAGUUUUAUGGGACCAAGGCUCUAUGUCUGCACUAAUAUGGUUGAUGUGGGUGAAAGACCUGUUACUGGGAUUCGGUUGUAUCUUGAGGGGAAGAAGAGCAACAUGCUGGGUAUCCACCUUCAACAUCUAUGCUCGCUUCCUCAAAUCCUGCAGCUCCAGGAUGAUCCAUACAACCACCGAACUCCAGAACCAUAUGACCGCAAGUACCUGGAACCAUUUGGAUCCUGGAAGCGUUUCUCUCAUGUUUACACAGCGCCAGUGGAGUCAGACGAUGAUUCCUCAAUCGUGACCGGGGCACAGCUACAUGUGAGCAGCCAUGGGUUGAGGAAGGUCCUCUUCCUCCGCCUCAAUUUCUCCAAAGUCAGUAAUGCCGCGCUUGUCAAGAACCCUGAGUGGGAAGGGUCGCCGAAUCUGGGGCAGAAAUCUGGCCUCAUCUCAACGCUCAUCAGCACACAUUUCUCUACAGCGGCUCAGAAGCCUGCCCCUCGCCCUGCUGAUGUGAACAUCAACUCGGCUGUGUACCCUGGUGGUCCGCCAGUGCCUGCGCAGGCACCAAAGCUUCUGAAGUAUGUGGACACAGCAGAGAUGGUGCGCGGACCGCAGGACACACCGGGAUACUGGGUGGUCUCUGGUGCCAAGCUGCAGCUGGAGAGGGGCAAAAUAUCGCUGCGGGUGAAGUAUUCGCUGUUGACAGCCAUGGUACCUGACGAGUAUACACUUGAUGAAUGAACAAGGUUGAAACUCAUUGCCUCAAAGGGGGCUAGAUAAUGUGCAUUUGAUCAUGUGGUGCAUUGCAAGUAAAGAGUUUCAGCAUUCUUAGGAAACCUGACUUGUAUGUACAUCGCUUGUCCUUUCAAUUAUGACCAUUUACUCGGCGGAUCCGGCGGCUGUCCGUAGUACAAUCUUUGAAAUUAAAUUUGUUUUGCAAAGAGGUACACUACAUUCUUUGUAUAUAUACAUAUGUAUCCGCAACGCAACGAGGUGAAAACAAUGGUCGCCUUGCUUA